AUGCACUCCCUCACCACCGUCGCUCUAGCUCUUGCAGCCUCUACCGCUACUGCGGAGCUCACCACCGGCCGUGCCUUUACCCUCCAAGCUCAGUUGGUGAGCUGGGGCUCCAGCAGCCCGAGCAUUGACAAGUUUGGUCUCUCGGUCGACAGCCGCUCCGACGCUGCGCUCACUGUCGACAACCACGCUGUCUUUGCUUACAACGGCACUGCUGAGGAUAUUGAGAAGGGACUGUCUGGCAUUGUCAACACCCAAACCCAUAAGACCCUCGGCAUUAACAACUACCCCAUGUACACUCCUAAGGACAUUGCAGAGGCCCAGCCUCUGCCCGAUGGCACUUUCUACAUCGACCCUCGCCACGGCACCACCUUUCAGCGUGUCUACCUCUCUGUACCCCAGGACCCUUACUCUUAUCUGCUACCCAACCAGUUCCUUGUCAACAAGGACGGCAACACGAGAUAUAUCCAUAACGGCGACGCCAUCUUCUACAAUGUAAACCAGGACAACUCUACACUGGCUGAGGUCCGCCUCUAUCCCGUCUGUGCUGAGCCGGCUGAGCAUACGUUGGACGGGCUUACUACUAUUCCUGUUCGCUGCUACCGCCCUGGUACUCAGCCCGGUCAACACUAA
Messenger RNA from [Torrubiella] hemipterigena, 630 nucleotides. NCBI's taxonomy places the organism in Eukaryota, Fungi, Ascomycota, Sordariomycetes, Hypocreales, Clavicipitaceae. The record is from the annotation of a GenBank genome assembly.